Messenger RNA from Neltuma alba, 1391 nucleotides. Its product is annotated as bifunctional peptidase and (3S)-lysyl hydroxylase JMJD7. The record is from RefSeq and is a predicted model, not a curated record. Lineage: Eukaryota; Viridiplantae; Streptophyta; Magnoliopsida; Fabales; Fabaceae. The transcript has 4 exons. The coding region runs from base 71 to 1177 and encodes 368 amino acids.
UGGACACACUGAUCCACAGCUGAUUACCCGUAAGGACUCAAACUUUGAGGUCUCGGUAAAUCCAUUUUACAUGAAGGAGAUUGAGGCCCUGUGGAACGAAGUGAGGGAUCUGAGCUUGGGAAACUCUUCCAGAGUUGAGAGGCUAGAAUCCCCUCCUACUCCACUUCAAUUCCUCAGAGGAUUCGUCUCCCCCAACAAGCCCUGCAUCAUCUCCAAUGCCAUUAACCACUGGCCUGCCCUUUGUUCCUGGACCGACCACUCCUAUCUCACGCGUGUCCUUUCCUCCUCAUUUGUCUCCCUCCACCUCACCCCCAAUGGAUGUGCUGAUGCCCUUGUCCCUCUGGAUAAUUACGAGCACCAGGGUGCUCCGCCUCUUUCUGCAUCUUCCUUUUCCCCUGAAGCCACUGCUUCAUCCUCUUCGCUCUGCUUUGCCUCUGCACACGUUGAACGCAUGCCUUUCCCUAAAGCACUUUCUCUCGUUCCUUCUGGAAGUGGUGAUUGUUCUUCAAACCUAAGAUUUGUAGCCUAUGCGCAGCAGCAGAACGACUGUUUUCGGUCUGAGUAUUCGGCUCUGGCUGACGAUUGUGAUCCCCAUAUUCCCUGGGCCACUGAUGCUCUUGGUUGUGUUCCUGAAGCUGUCAAUCUCUGGAUUGGUAAUCAGCACUCCCAGACUUCGUUUCACAAGGAUCACUAUGAGAAUCUCUAUGCUGUGGUCACUGGGGAGAAGCAUUUUCUGCUGUUGCCCCCCUCUGAUGUUCACCGCAUGUACAUUCGAGAAUACCCCGCUUCUCAGUAUAGAUAUUCUUGGGAUACUGGAGAGUUCACUUUAGAACUUGAGAAGCCAACAAGAUAUGUUCCUUGGUGCAGUGUGAAUCCUUGUCCUUCUCCAGAGACCAAGGAUGAUGAAAUGUCCACGUUCCCAUUGUAUUUCAAUGGCCCUGAGCCAUUACAGUGCACGGUCAAGGCUGGCGAGAUUCUCUACUUGCCAAGUAUGUGGUUCCAUCAUGUGAGGCAGAGUCCAGAUGAUAGAGGAUGCACUAUUGCUGUAAAUUAUUGGUAUGAUAUGCAAUUUGACAUCAAGUAUGCUUAUUUCAAUUUCCUACAAUCUCUUAAUUACCGAUCUGUUCUAAAUUCAACAUCAAGUGAGAAUUUGUUAGAGGAAUCAGAUAAUUCUUAGACAAGGUCCUUGUUCUUUGUUUUCUUUUUUCCUCUACUUAAAAUGGCGAGAUGGUCAACACUCAACAGCUUCUUUUUCAAUUUUGAAUGGAGUAUUGAAAUAGUCGAUGUGAUGAAAUAUUGUAUUCAACCCCAUAAAGGUCAUACAAUUUUGUAGGAUUUCCCCCCAUUUUUUCUUUUUAUAAUGAGAUAUAGAUUUUGGUUUGGAUAUUGCA